AUGGAGAGGGCGUACCACUGUAAGUACCACUGUAAGUACCACCGUAAGUACCACCGUAAGUACCACCGUAAGUACCCCUGUAAGUACCACCGUAAGUACCACCGUAAGUACCACCGUAAGUACCACCGUAAGUACCACUGUAAGUACCACCGUAAGUACCACCGUAAGUACCACCGUAAGUACCACCGUAAGUACCACCGUAAGUACCACUGUAAGUACCACUGUAAGUACCACCGUAAGUACCACCGUAAGUACCACCGUAAGUACCACCGUAAGUACCACCGUAAGUACCACCGUAAGUACCACUGUAAGUACCACUGUAAGUACCACCGUAAGUACCACCGUAAGUACCACCGUAAGUACCACCGUAAGUACCACCGUAAGUACCACUGUAAGUACCUAGAAGUACCACUGUAA
Messenger RNA from Knipowitschia caucasica, 417 nucleotides. NCBI's taxonomy places the organism in Eukaryota, Metazoa, Chordata, Actinopteri, Gobiiformes, Gobiidae. The record is from the annotation of a GenBank genome assembly.